AUGUCCAAACCCUCUGAGAUGUGCAGGGAACCCCUCCAGCAGCAGCACAUGACUGCAGCAGAGAGAGGGCUCCGGUGUCAGGGGGAGCUCAGGCCAAAGUCCCACUGUACAGUCACGGCCCCAUACAUACAGUCAGGUCCAGCCGGGACCAGAGGAGAGAAGGGUGACAGAGGAGAGAAAGGUGCGAAGGGGGACCGGGGUAUCGCAGGACCCAAAGGGGAAGCAGGAUCCGCCUUUGCUGGGUCUGGGUCUUCAGAGACAGGCCACAAGGGAGAAAAGGGGGUGAAGGGCAGCCCUGGCAUUGGGAACAAAGGUAACAAAGGUGAUCGUGGGCUCCCAGGCCCUCAAGGGCCUCCUGGAGCCCCAGGACUUGGAGCAGAGGUGGCCCGGCUCGGGGAUGGCUCUAUAGUACAGCAGGUCUCUGGGCCCCAGGGAUCACCAGGAAUUCCAGGUCUAGAUGGGGCUCCGGGACCUCGAGGAGCAGACGGAGAACCAGGAGAUCCAGGAGAAGAUGGGAAAGUUGGGCCAAUGGGCCCUCGAGGGCCCCCCGGGAGCAAAGGAAGCUCCGGAGACAAAGGAUCGAAGGGAGAGCGUGGAGACGGACAGCCAGGGCCUCGCGGCCCCUCAGGACCCCCUGGGCCCCCAGGACUGGGCAGCGGUGACCGGCCAACAUUUUUGGAUAUGGAAGGUUCUGGAUUUGCUGACAUGGUCAAAACCCGGAUUUCUCCAACGUUUUCUGCUAACUGCACUUUGUACAGGGUCUCCCUGGUGUACCAGGGCCUCCAGGCCCCCCUGGUCCCCCUGGCACAUCAGUCACUUUUGGAGCCAAUGGUCCAGUGGCUGUUGGACCUCCUGGACCUCCUGGACAGGAUGGAGUGCCUGGUAUUCCUGGACCCCCUGGCCCUCCUGGACCGUCAGGUCAACCUGGACUCAGAGGAGAGAAGGGAGACUGUGGAGAUGUCAGCUCUUCAGGAGCUCGGCAGAAGUCUCCUGCAGGGAGAACAAGGAGGUCCUGGGCAGCCAGGCACUCCAGGCCAGAGCGGGUUGGCAGGUCUCCCAGGACCAAUGGGACCAGUGGGACCUCCAGGACCACCAGGACCUCCAGGCCCCCCCUAUGAUGCCUAUGGCGGUGGUGUGGGGAUUAAUGCGAUUUCAACGAGCGGAGGCCCAGGUCCACAGGGUCCUCCUGGUGCACCCGGCCUGACGGGAAAACCUGGUUUGCCUGGUAACCAUGGAGACAAGGGUGCAGAAGGCCCUCGGGGCCCCCCUGGGGUCCCCGGCAUGGACGGCUUUCCCGGACAGGAAGGUGCUAAAGGAGACCGAGGACCCAAAGGGGAAACGGGCGAGAAGGUGGUCCACCUGGACCUCCAGGAUGGGCCUCCAGGAUAUAUCAUCUAUCAACCAGGAAGUGAUGGGAGAGUUGGUGGAGCCGGGAGAGCAGGAGUCCCGGGCCUCACGGGACAGAAAGGUGACAAGGGGGACGUGGGGGCUCCUGGAUAUGCCCCAAAGGGGGAGAAGGGGGAGCCUGGCAUCAUCCUGGGACCGGACGGGCGACCCAUGUACCUUGGCGGACUGUCGGGAAAACCGGGGGAUCCAGGGCCCCCAGGACCCCCAGGACCCGAGGGACCCCCAGGCCCAUAUGGACCUGUAGGUCAGAAGGGAGAGAUUGGUUUCCCUGGUCGUCCGGGCCGUCCUGGACUGAACGGGGUCAAAGGAGAGAGAGGGGACUCCAGCGGAGGAUACUCCUUGCCUGGGCCUCCUGGUCCACCCGGGCCUCCUGGACCACCAGGGCCCCCUACUCCUUAUGUCAACACACACGGGGGCUAUGAAGACCCGUCCAGGUACUACCCAGAACUUCUGCUGAAACUGUGUCUGAAAAUAGAAGAGGAGAACAUUAUAACACACUCUUUUUUGAUGGGCAGCUACAAAAGGAGACAAAGGAGAUCGUGGGGAGCCAGGUUACCCAGGCCAGCCAGGGACAUCUCAGAGGAGAGGCUGGGUCUAAAGGAGAGAAAGGAGAGCCCAGCGGUGGUGGGUACUAUGACCCUCGCUAUGGCGCUGGUUUUGGACCUCCAGGAGCCCCCGGGCCUCCGGGCCCUAAAGGAGACUCCAUCAUCGGCCCACCGGGCUUUCCAGGGCUUCCUGGACCUCCGGGGCGCGGCAAUGAUGGCCGGCCAGGACCUCCAGGGCCCCCUGGGUCUCCAGGAUCAACAGUGUCUGUGGAUGGACGGGGAGUGCAGACCAUCAGCAUCCCUGGCCCACCAGGACCCCCUGGAGCACCGGGUACACCAGGGCAUUCUUCAGGGGUACGUCACAGUUCUCCGCUCCUACGACACCAUGAGGGCCACAGCCCGGGGGCAUCCCGAAGGGUCUCUGGUCUACGUCCUGGACCAGACCGACCUGUACCUCCGGGUCCGAGACGGAGUCCGCCAAGUCCAGGUGCCAAUCACAGUAUCACACGGCCACACUCAUAGUUCUGACCUCACACAACCAUAA
Knipowitschia caucasica is the source of this 2496-nucleotide messenger RNA. The record is from the annotation of a GenBank genome assembly. Lineage: Eukaryota; Metazoa; Chordata; Actinopteri; Gobiiformes; Gobiidae.